Hibiscus syriacus is the source of this 1307-nucleotide messenger RNA. RefSeq names its product glycosyltransferase BC10-like. Gene Ontology annotation, cellular component: membrane. Gene Ontology annotation, molecular function: glycosyltransferase activity. Bases 67 to 1161 code for a protein of 364 amino acids. The transcript is spliced from 2 exons. Lineage: Eukaryota; Viridiplantae; Streptophyta; Magnoliopsida; Malvales; Malvaceae. The record is from RefSeq and is a predicted model, not a curated record.
AAAAAACCCCACCAAGUAGCAACUCCCAGUCGCUUUGAUUUGACUUGAAAAUUAAUACCCAAAGCGAUGUUUCCUUCUUCUGCUUCGUCUCCGAUUGUUUACUCUUUGAUCCUCUUUUGUUCUCUUCUCUUUCUUUUCCUGUUUGCUCCUCGAAUCAUUCCUCGCGGGAACCGCCACCCGGAACGGCUGAUCUCGGUUCAAGAUGAACUCGACGAUCUUCGUCUUUUCCGUGAAGCGGUGUCCACGGCCACCGCUCGCGGCGGUUCUUCGAAGAUUUCCCAUCUGGGUACUAUUAACCCAAAGCCCAAAAUCGCGUUUCUUUUCCUCACCAACUCGGAUCUCGUGUUUGCACCUUUAUGGCAACGAUUUUUUGAAUCCUCAAACGAUGAUCUCUUCAAUGUCUACAUCCAUGCGGAUCCGGCUACCAAAAUCUCGACCCCGGAAUGGUUAAUAAAAGCCAAUUUCAUCCCGGCUAAAACCACCGCACGCGCCUCCCCGACGCUCAUCUCCGCGGCGCGGAGACUCAUGGCAAACGCCAUCAUCGACGAUCAGUUCAAUCUGUACUUCGCAUUGGUAUCCCAGCACUGUGUCCCUCUCCAUUCCUUUAAAUUCGUUUACACUUCCCUUUUCGGAAACCCUUCAUCGGCGCACAAAACGUUUUUGACCCAAGGUUCUCUGAAAAGCUACAUCGAGAUCUUAUCGGAGGCGCCGUUUUUGCACAACCGGUACGUCGCACGGGGCGACGGCUCGUUGCUGCCGGAUAUUCCGUUCGAUAAAUUCCGGGUCGGGUCUCAGUUCUUCGUGCUGGCAAAACGGCACGCUUUGCUUGUGUUGAGAGAAACGAAAUUGUGGAGUAAAUUCAAGGUCCCUUGUUUGGAUUUAGAUUCUUGUUACCCUGAAGAACAUUAUUUCCCCACGUUCUUAUCAAUGGCGGAUCCCAAAGGGAGCAAUCGUUACACGUUAACUAGAGUUAAUUGGACUGACAGUGUCGACGGUCAUCCGCAUACGUACCAUCUGCCGGAGAUCUCGCCGGAGCUUAUACGUACGCUGAGGAAAUUGAAUUCCGGUUCGAGUUAUUCGUAUUUUUUUGCCCGGAACUUCUCGCCGGAUUGCUUGAAGCCGUUGAUGGAAGUCGCCGACGAUGUCAUUUUCAGAGAUUGAACCGAGUCUGGUUGAAGAACAUGCAAGGCGUUCGACUUUGAGGAACAAUGGUGCUGCUCUUUGUCUUCUCUUGUGUACAUAAAUUUGGGUUUUUUUUUUAUGUAAGAGUUUAAUUGGGAAAGGUGGGCAAAGAGUGGAGUUAGUGG